UGAUGAAGCAAAUAUCUAGAGAGAGAAAAGAAGGAACGAAGCGAGUUUGUAAAGUGAUCUUGAGACAAACUAGGUUGUUCUAGCCUAGCCCAAUAUAGACGGGCGUCUGGAUCUAAUCUAAUCUUAUCGACCCCUCGAUCACACCCUAAAAAAAAUCAUAUUCCUCAUGUCACCAUAACCAAGAUCCUUUCCUCCACCAAGAAACCACCAUCUCACCCUCACAUACUCCGCCUUCCCUCAUCCUCAAUCUGCAACACUCAACCCUCCACAAAAAUGAAGGUCCUAACCCUCAACUUCCUAACCUGCGCCGUCAAAGCCUGCAAAACGACCUCGACGUCCUUCCCCCUCCACCCCAAAGACUGCGAACUCGUCUCCGACACCAUAGCACCGAACCCACAACUCCUAUUGAACGUCCUACCGCGAAUAGACUGGAAUGCCCUCAUAAUCACCGCUGGAGAACUAGGAUUCCCGACCCUCCCUCCAACUCCACCGACCCGCGAAGAACUAGAAUCGAACGAGAAGAUGAUGACAGAGCUGCAUACCUUGCUUCUGGAGACGCAAAUCAGUGAGGGAAGUCUGGUGUGUGGGAACUGUGGACAUGAGUAUAAGAUCAAGGAGGGGAUCGCGAAUUUCUUGCUGCCGAAUCAUUUGGUCUGAAAGGUCGGUGGGUGAAGGGAAAGCAUCCCCUUUGUGGGGAAGAGGAAUGGGAACAUGUUGAAGUAGCUGGGGCUCUUGCUUGGAGGUCGAAUUGCUGAGAGGUGGAGUUUAUGAUACCCUGGAUUAGGAAAAAUGGAUGUGGACGAGGACUUUGCUGUGGAUAUCACAGUUCGAUUUGCUGCACCUUGGAAAGAAGAUACACAAGUGUGAAAGGGCGCCGAGAUCCCUGUGCAGGCGGCUUCUAGGAUAGACCCCAAUCCAGCCGAAUAAUACAGUCACAUCAAGUCAUAG
Mollisia scopiformis is the source of this 948-nucleotide messenger RNA. RefSeq names its product Trm112p-domain-containing protein. Bases 274 to 657 code for a protein of 127 amino acids. The transcript is spliced from 2 exons. Gene Ontology annotation, biological process: rRNA (guanine-N7)-methylation; peptidyl-glutamine methylation; tRNA methylation. Gene Ontology annotation, molecular function: protein heterodimerization activity. NCBI's taxonomy places the organism in Eukaryota, Fungi, Ascomycota, Leotiomycetes, Helotiales, Mollisiaceae. The record is from RefSeq and is a predicted model, not a curated record.